Molecule: messenger RNA, 1905 nt
Organism: Ectocarpus siliculosus
Lineage: Eukaryota; Phaeophyceae; Ectocarpales; Ectocarpaceae
Source: the annotation of a GenBank genome assembly
UCUUGUAACACACAUACACAGCGGCGUGCGCGAGCGGGAAUGGCGGAGACUAAGGCGCACGACGCAAGCAGGAACAAUGUGGUGGUCAAGGUAGGCAUGGUGGGGGAUGCACAGGUCGGGAAAACCACGCUAAUGGUCAAGUACGUCGAGAACAAGUUCGACGAGGAGUACAUCAUGACUUUGGGCGUUAACUUCAUGGAAAAGACCAUCACACUCAGGAAUACCGAGAUUACGUUCAGUAUUUGGGAUUUGGGCGGGCAGCGAGAAUUCCUGAGCAUGCUUCCUUUGGUAUGUAACGAUGCGGUGGCUAUCUUUUUCAUGUUCGACCUUUCCCGGAAGAGCACGCUCAACUCAGUCAAGGAGUGGUACCGACAGGUGCGAGGGCUCAACCGGAGUGCGUACGCGUUCCUCGUGGGGACAAAGUACGACCUGUACACGUCAAUGCCGGCCGAAGAGCAACGAGAUAUCGACAAACAGGCACGCAAGUUCGCGAAGGCAAUGCACGCGCCACUGAUAUUCACGUCGGCAUCCCACUCCAUCAACGUGCAAAAGAUGUUCAAGGUGGUUUUGUCUAGGGUGUUCGACUUGAGGUGCAACCUGGACGAGAUAUCUGGUGCAGGGGAACCGCUGCUGCUGUUCUCGAAGGAAGAAGGGGAGGCCGCCGCGAGCAAGGCCAAGAAAGCAUCAUCAUCAUCUUCGUCGUCAUCGCCGACGGAAGGGGCGGCAGACGCCCGGAAAGGGGCCGCGAAGUAGACGGUAAGUAGAUAGACGGGCUCGACAGAAGGAAAUACACGGACGGGAGGUGUUGAGUUGGCUGCGGGGAAGUAAUCCAGCGUCUGCUGGCCUGUGUUGCUGGCAACCUUGGGAUGAAGGUGCGCAACUUACUCAUUCCGCGUAUCCGAGGAAGAGAGAGAGCCGCGGCCGCGAUGAUGCGGUUUGCUGAUUCGAGUAGGGCGUUGGCUGGGAUGGCUGUAACACGUGGCGUCGGUAUGUGUUUCCGCCUGGCGAACUAGCCUAGGCUGCGGCCGCUGUAGAUGCGAUUCUGCACCUCCUCGAAUUCCGACUGCAUGUGGCGGUCACUGAAGGCGCCUGGCCUGCAGCAGUAGGACUCACUUGACAAAUUACUUCAUAUAUGCAUGGAUGGCCUGUAUUUGAUCGUUAGCGUUUCGUGCCCGAUGCCCUACGGGUGUGGUAACGGAGGUCUGCUCUUACCGGCGGGGGGGGUUGUCUACAAGGGGCGUGUACAAGGUGCACCCUUUUAUCUACCAAGUUGGGUGUUUCACAUGCAUGUGGUCAUCCCAUUUCUGUUGUGUUUUGAUCGAGUUAUCCUGGUAGAAUUGGAAAAACCGACUCACGGUGUUGUUCUGCCUCGCAGUCUCCGCGCGCCUCUCUGGGGGUCACAUUGAGCAUUUUGAGCGGCAGCGAGAUUUUGCCGUGCAACCCGCUAUCACUUGGGAAGCGCGAGAUCCCACGAUCCCAGUCAGCUAGCGCCGGUAAAAAUGAGUGGUUUUGGGCUUGUUGUAGUUGGCAUUUUGAAGCCCCCCCUUCCCCCCCCUUCCCGUGUUAUUGCGCUACCGCGUGUUUGUUGUUUUUGAACCCUUUCCUCACGAGGUCAGUUCCCCCCCAUCCUGCAUUCCGUCGCAGAGAUGCCGAAGGGUAGUUUAUUGGUCGGCGCCGCUUUGCCUGCAGAAGCUCCUCUUGUGGUGUCCGCUCCUUUUGUCUUGGCGGCAGUAGAAACUACAGUUGUUCUUGUGUGGGUGCAUGCACACAUUCUGUCCGCCCGAUCACAAAGCAAUUAUCCUGUGCCUUUCCAUUUUUCGGUCGAUAUUCGGGGACUCUCAUGUCUGCCGUGUGGAGACGGAUCAAGGGUGUAAUGAUCUUGUUUCGUUUUGGGGGGGGCGGAAG